Molecule: messenger RNA, 3475 nt
Organism: Macadamia integrifolia
Lineage: Eukaryota; Viridiplantae; Streptophyta; Magnoliopsida; Proteales; Proteaceae
Product: disease resistance protein At4g27190-like
Exons: 3
Coding region: 721-1797 (358 amino acids)
Molecular function (GO): ADP binding
Source: RefSeq, a predicted model, not a curated record
UUCUGGUUUUGCUUCUGAAGGGGUUCCCGGUUCCCACACCGUUGAUCUGGUUAUAAGUUUCUCAUUCUGGUUUUGAGUCGAAUAGCUUCUGAUCUGCCAGAGCAGUUGAGCUCAAAUUGCUUCGCUUCCUCAUUGAGGAAGAAUGUGGAGGAAGUAAAACGAAAGAUAGAGGUAAGUCGAAGAGAGGGAUUAAACAAGUGCAUUCAGAGAGAGAGAGAGAGAGAGAUGCAUAAAACCUUCCCGAAAAUGAUUCUUGAAUUUGGAUCGAAAGCAAUUCGAUUUAUAUCAGGAGGAACGUCAAUGAUCUUAGAAAUCAAAUGGAAAGACUUGGAAAGCUGAGAACAGAUGUUGAGCGGUCCGUGGAUGUAGCUCGAAGCCGAGGGCAAGUGAUCAAAGAAGUGGUUAAAAGUUGGUUAGAUACAGUUGAUGCAAUACAGAGAGAUCUGAUGGAAUUUAACGGCAAAAUUGAAGAGCACAACGGAUGCUUCCGAUGGGAUUUCCGUGCUCGUUAUCUUGUGGGCAGAGAAGCAAAAAGCAAGACCGAUGUAGUCAAUAAUCUCCAAAAAGAAGGCCAAUUUGAUACUGUGUCAAUUCCACCUCCACCUCCUCCUGGCAUGGAAUCCAUGCCAAUGCCUAAUUUUCAAGUUUUUGAGCCCACCAACUUGGCCAUGAAGCAAAUUAUGGAGGAACAAGAAGCUCAACUUCGUCGGAGUUUAUGGGAUGGGCGGAGUUGGAAAGACCACCUUGAUGAACGAAAUAGUGAAGGAACUGAAAAACAAAGGGUUCUUUGAUGAGGUUCUGAUGGUCACCGUGUCUCAAGACCUUAUUUUGAAGAAGAUUCACGAUGAUAUUGCUGAGAACUUGGGGUUCAAAUUGGAAGAAGCAAAUGAAUCGGUAAGAGCGAGACGUUUGUUAGUGAGAAUUGCGCAAGAGAAACGAAUCCUUAUAAUCUUGGAUGAUCUAUGGGAUCCACUGACAUUAACGGAAGUUGGAAUUCCCUAUGAAGAUAGAGAAGACAUUGGCAACGAUGUAAGAGGAUUCAAAUGCUGCGUUAUUAUUGCAACAAGAUUCAUAGAAGUGUGUGAUCAAAUGAACACCCAAUACAAUGUUGAAGUUAAGGUGUUACCGGAAGCAGAUGCAUGGCAGCUAUUUAGAACCAGUGCAGGUGAUUGUGUGGACUCCACAGUUUUUCAUGAGGUGGCCAGGGAAGUAGUUAAAGAAUGUGGGGGUUUGCCAGUGGCACUUGUUACAAUUGGAAAGGCACUACGAAAUAAGGACCAGAUCGUAUGGCUUGAUGCAGUUACACAACUAAAGAAGUCAAUCCCAUCAAGAAUUCCAGGUAUGCAAAAAGAAGUAUUCUCCUCUAUAAAAUUGAGUUAUGACUAUCUCGAAAUUGAGGAAACACGACGUUGCUUCUUGUUUUGUUGUUUAUUUCCUGAAGACUUUAUUAUUUCUGAUGAUGAUUUGCUCCCUUAUGUAUUGGCUGAAGAUAUAUUUGAAGAUAUUGAAAACAUGAAAGAAGCGAAAAAUAGGUUGCAUACUGUGUUAGACACACUUAAACGGUCAUGCUUCUUGUUAAAUGUCGAUGAAAAAGAGGGGUGUGUUAGAAUGCAUGAUAUUGUUCGAGAUGUGGCUAUUUCGAUUGCAUCACUGGAAGAGCAUGGCUUCGUUGUAAAAGCUGGAAUUGGACUAAAGGAGUGGCCAAAGAUGGAGAUCCUGAGAAAGUGCAAGCGACUCUCACUAAUGCAAAAUAAAAUCAGUAAGCUACCUGAACAAAUGUGUUGCUCCCAACUUUAAGACUUUAUCAUUACGGGAUAACCGAUAUCUGAGGGAAAUCCCUGAUGAAUGUUUUAAGGAUACGUUAUCACUCAAAGUUUUAGAUCUCCGAAACACAAAUAUUGUCUCAAUACCAUCAUCAUUCUCAUGGUUAAUGGAGCUUCGAGUGUUACAUAUAAAUAUAGUUGGGUCUUCAGAUUUGUCAUUGCUUGGAAACAUGAAGAAACUUGAAAUACUCGACCUAAGUAGCUCCAAGAUAAGGACUUUGCCACAAGAAAUAGGGGGAUUGACAAAUCUUAAGUCCUUGCGUUUAUCAAGAGUCUUUUUUAUGAUUAUUCCCCCAAAAGUCUUGUCCAGAUUCUCUCUCUUAGAAGAACUCGACCUAUUCUAUAGCUUCGAUAAGUGGGUGCCUGAAGGAUCAGAAGAUAUAAGUAAGGCUUGUUUGUCUGAGGUGGCAUCCUUGGCUAGUUUGAAAAAUCUUAAAUUAGGGAUAUCGAACAUAGAAUGCCUCAGUUCCCCCAUCUCAUUGUGUGCAGAAAACUUGACACAGUUUUUAGUAAUGAUUUAUGCAACACCAAGACCAAAUAGCUAUGAAAUGUUCUAUGGGACACUCAAUGCCAUCUCUGAAGGUUAUUAUGCAGCUAAGAUGUCUUUUUCUGAAAUAACAUUGCCUAACCUUUCCAAUUGGGUUAAGAUGUUGUUGGAACGAACAGAGGAGCUAGAUCUCUUCAAAUGCCAUGGUCCAAAGAACAUUUAUCCAGAACUUAGUGGAGGAAGUGGUCUAAACAACUUGCAAUCUCUCAAAAUUCAAGUAUGUGGGGAUCUAGAGCAUAUUUUGAGUGCUGAGGCAGAAGGGGUCCCUAUACUCGCAUUCAGCAAGUUGGAAGAACUACAAUUAGAAGACAUAGGGAACUUGAGGAAAAUUUGCCAUGGACGUUUUCUAAAGGGGAGCCUGGAGAACUUAAGGAUCCUAAGUAUUGAUAGAUGUUCCAAUUUGAAGCACAUCUUUCAAAUGAGUAUGGCUGAAGGUCUCCCACAACUAGAAGAAAUUCAAAUUCUUUCUUGUGAUGGUUUGGAGAAAAUAUUUAUGAAGAAUGAGGCAGAGGACGAGGAGGGUAAGGUGUUGCUUCCUCGAUUAAGGGUCCUAGAAUUGGUAUCAUUGCCAAACUUCUCAAUGGUAUGCCAGGGGUUACUGUCAGUCCAUGAUUUGCCUCUCUUUGAAAGAUUGUGCAUUUACGAGUGCCCCAAUUUGAAAAGGCUCCCUUUAAGUCUGAGUCCAAAGAGCACACCAAGACUAAGGGAGAUCAAAGUAGGAAAAACAUGGUUCAAUCAGUUGGAGUGGGAUGAAAUAAGUAACAAGCUGCACAUUCAAGAAUGGGUUAAGGUUGAAUUUUUAAACAAAUCCUCAAUCUUUAACCGCACCAGACCUUGCCGAAGAACAAGAAGGCCGCGGCCACGUUAACCAAGAGAUGAAGCAAUGUAAGCUUUCACUUCUUUACCUUUUAAGAAUGCUUUAGCCAUUUGGGUAUGUAUAUGUCAAAUCCCUUAAAUUAGCUUGCAAUAUAUAUAUAUAUACAUGCAUGCAAUGAAAUUUGUUACAUGAUGAUGACAAUAAUAAGGGCUGGUCCCUUUAUGUUUUGUUAAAACAGACUUGUGUACAUGGCCUUGAGUUUCUCCCACAUUGCAGCUCUAUGGGAGC